AUUUGAUAAGGAGAAUUGUUUCUUCCCCUGGGAGGUUCAACCACUACCUACCUUUUCUCCUUGGCCAACAAACGAUGUUAAAUGAAACAAUUAAUUCAUUCAUCUUCGAUCUGUUAUAGUCUGUACCCAUUUCUUCUUUCUAAUAAAUUUUCAAGGGAUCAAUCUCACCCACACGCUUUCAUCAACUCGUUCAGAACAUUUGGUGAGCGUGAAGGAGGAGUUUCUGCUAGUGUAAUCAUCAAUACAAUCCUUUUCUUCUUUAGUAUCGUACAUUUGCAUACGAUCCAUCGUCAACAGUUGAUGGAGAGAGCUGAUUACAGUUCUGAAACUGCAUCAUCUAUGUUUUUAUAGCUUCUCAUUCUUUUAGUUAACUAAUACAUAUAUAUUCUUCUUUUGUCUAUUCGGAAUCACCAAAUCAAAAUGGGUGUAAUGAGCAAGACCGGAAUGGUUUUAAAGUUGACAGGCAGAGCUAUACAUGAGGCCGUUAGCUUCAUUGUCUUCUCUUUUCUUGAUCUUGUUGAUUUUAUUCUAUGUUUCUCGUACAAAGUCGCAGAUUUCUUGAUUGAAGCAGAAUGGAAACCCUGUUAUUGCACUUCUGCUAAAGAAGCUAUUACUAGCAGCGGUAAGAUCUUGGUCUCUGAAAAAGGCGAGUCCAAGAUUGUUUGUCUCAGUUCUACCAAGUUAGAACUAGAUGAUAUCUCAGAUACUCUCUACUCUCGCCCUUCUCUACUUUCCGAAGUUUCUAAACUGACCGUUAAUGAGCUCAAACGAUUCAAGGUUGACAAGAUGAAGAAUGGAACGGUUAGAUCCACGUUCACCGUUAACUCCACCAUUGUUGAAAUGCUUCAAGGAAAGAUCGGAGGCAACCACUCUCAUCCCAUCCCGAGAUGGUCUGAUUGUGAUUGUAAACUAUGCAAUGGAUGGUCCACCUCUACUAAAGAAACUCUUUUUCUCAAAGCUCAAGGCCCUAAAGAUGAGGCAAAAGAAGAUGUCGUCUUCAUCCAUGGAUUUAUUUCAUCUUCAGCAUUUUGGACAGAAACUGUAUUUCCAAAUUUUUCAGAUGCUGCUAAAUCGAGUUACCGAUUUUUUGCUGUGGAUUUGUUGGGGUUCGGUCGGAGUCCUAAGCCAACAGACUCCCUUUACACCCUUAGAGAACAUGUAGACAUGAUUGAAAGAUCUGUUAUUGAACCUUACAAAGUUAAGUCUUUCCACAUUGUGGCUCAUUCUUUAGGCUGCAUUUUGGCCCUUGCACUUGCAGUAAAACACCCCGGAUCCGUCAAGUCACUUACUCUCCUUGCACCUCCAUAUUUUCCGGUGCCAAAGGGGGUACAGGCGACACAGUAUGUGAUGAGAAAAUUAGGUCCACGGCGCGUGUGGCCACCGAUUGCAUUUGGCGCGUCCAUGGCUUGUUGGUAUGAACACAUAUCACGGACGAUUUGUCUGGUUAUAUGCAAGAACCAUAGGUUAUGGGAAUUUCUUGUCAAACUCGUUACAAGAAAUAGGUUCAGAACGUUCUUGUGUGAAGGUUUCUUUUGCCAUACUCACAACGCAGCUUGGCAUACUCUACACAACAUCAUUUGUGGCACGGCCAGCAAGCUCGACGAUUACCUUGACAUCCUCCGGGACAGCCUGAAGUGCGACGUCAAUAUCUUUCAUGGCAGAAAUGACGAGCUUAUUCCGGUUGAAUGUAGCUACAAUGUCCAAGAAAGAGUUCCUCGUGCUCGUGUUAAAGUUAUAGAGAAGAAAGAUCAUAUCACCAUUGUUGUUGGUAGACAAAAGGCCUUUGCAAGGGAAUUGGAGGAAAUUUGGAGCAGAACAAGUGGUUAAUUUACAACUUUUUCUUGCUUAUUUAUUAAGUAAUCACCAUAUACAUACAUACAUACAUAUAUAUCCUACCAAAGUGGAUAGGUUUAAUCUCCUUCUUCUUCCAGUGUGAAAUCUCAACUUAGCAAAUGUUAUUAAAAUAUUUACUCCCCAUAAAUUACUGAGGUAUGACAUGCUUCUUUGUUAUAAAAAUUUGUGAAUUUGAUAAGAGAUGAAAAGCAAAUUAUUGCUAGAUUUAUUAAAUAUCUAGCAUUUGCCACAUACUAUCGA
Messenger RNA from Jatropha curcas, 2094 nucleotides. RefSeq lists its product as hypothetical. The record is from RefSeq and is a predicted model, not a curated record. Lineage: Eukaryota; Viridiplantae; Streptophyta; Magnoliopsida; Malpighiales; Euphorbiaceae.